CGCGGGCGCAGGCCCUUAUUGGCGGAGCGGGCGGGCGGCGAGGUUUGAAACCCCAGCAGUCGGCGCCGCGCGGACGCGGGGUGGGCGCGAGGCGGCGGGAACGAGCGAGCGAGGCCUCUGCGGCGGGAGCAGCGUGAGACGCCAUGGCACAAGCACUUGCCUCCCCAGGGCUGUUCUCUGAUGACGAUGUUGCGGUGUCCCCUGUUUUUGAAUCCACAGCAACGGGGUUUGGGGCUGAUGUGCGCAAGGACUUGCUGUCAGAGUUCUCUGCCAUCUCGCCCAACCUGGAGGGCUCCCAGCAGGCUGUAGCUGAAGACAACAACGGAAAAUUAAAGGUGUAUCUGAGAGUUCGACCUCUGAAACCUACAGAAGUGGAAAAAGGGGAAGACCAGGGCUGUGUCUGCAUUGAGAAUUCAGAGAAUCUCCUUCUAAAAGCCCCAAAAGACUCCUUCACCAUGCGGAACACGGAACGUGGAGUGGGACAAGCAGCGCACAGAUUCUCUUUCACCCAGAUCUUUGGACCAGAUGUAGGGCAGAAAUUGUUCUUUGAUGAGACAAUGAAGCAGGUGGUGAAGGAUGUACUGAACGGGCAGAACUGGCUGGUCUACGCCUAUGGCAUCACCAAUUCGGGGAAGACUCACACUAUUCAAGGCAGCCACAAAGAUGGGGGAAUUCUGCCGCGCUCCUUAGCGGUCAUCUUCAACAGCGUGGGGGACCGGUUGUACCGAGCCAUGGACCUGAAGCCGUCCCUCUCCAAUGAGGUCACCUGGCUGGACAGCAGGCAGGUUCGACAGGAGGAGACCAAGAAGCAGACUCUGCUGCGAGGGGGUCUGUGGGAGGAGGAGCUGUUAACGCCACUGAAGAGGAGCCAUAGUGCUGAGUCUCAGCUCCAGGCCACCACCAGUGGCAGUUUUGACAGUGGAGUUGCUGGCCUCUCUUCAUCCAGCCAGCUCACCAACCGUUCAGACAGCAGCCAGACAGAAGAGCUGGGCCCUCGGUGGGCUGACUUGGAUCGCAUUUCACUCACCAACGCAGGAGACGUACAGUUCUCCAUCUGGGUCUCCUUCUUUGAGAUUUACAAUGAGUUAAUCUAUGACUUGUUAGAACCACCUUUACCUGGCCAGAACCGCAAGAAGCAGACCCUGCGGCUCUGUGAAGACCAGACUGGCAACCCCUAUGUGAAAGAUCUGAACUGGAUCAAUGUCCACGAUGCGGAUGAGGCCUGGAAGCUCCUGAAACUGGGUCGGAAAAACCAGAGUUUUGCUAGCACCCACAUGAACCAGAACUCCAGUCGCAGUCACAGUGUCUUCUCCAUUCGGAUUCUGCACUUGCAAAGAGGUGGCAGUGAAACUGUUCCAAAAAUCAGCGAGUUAUCCCUUUGUGACCUGGCUGGCUCAGAGCGCUGCAAAGACCAGAAAAGUGGGGACCGAAUGAAAGAAGCAAACAACAUCAACACCUCCCUGCACACGCUGGGUCGCUGCAUUACUGCCCUCCGCCAGAACCAGCAGUCCAAGUUGAAGCAGACUGUGGUUCCCUUCCGGGACAGCAAGCUGACCCGUGUGUUCCAGGGUUUCUUCACUGGACGUGGACGCUCUUGCAUGAUAGUCAACAUUAAUCAGUGUGCAUCUACAUAUGAUGAAACUCUCUAUGUAGCCAAGUUCUCAGCCAUUGCCAGCCAGCUUGUCCAGGCACCUCCCACAAAGCUGGGACUUCCAUCCAUUCAAUCAAUUAUCAAAGAGCACAACAGGCGAACCAGCCAGAAACUAGAGGCAGCGGCAAAGGAAGAAGUGGAAUCAGAAGAAGAGAGUGAGGAUGAAGCAGAUGUCUCCAUGUAUGAGAAGGAGGACUUGUUGCGUAUUGUGGAAGCUGCACGAGAACUUCUGGUGCAAGAGCGGCAGGAGAAGCUGCAACUAGAAAUGCGUCUCCGUGAGGAGAUCUGCAAUGAGAUGAAGGAGCACAUGCAGCAGAAGGAGCAAUGGUGCAGCCAACACGUGGAUGCUCAGAGGGAGCUGCUGGAGGAACUGUAUGAGGAUAAACUGAAUAACCUGAAGGAGUCACUGACUGACUAUUACCAGGAGGAGAUCCAGGAGCGCGAUGAGAAGAUUGAGGAGCUCGAAACUGCUCUGCAGGAGGCAAAACAAAAACUGGAGAGCCUGGAUACUAAGGCAAAGGACCCAGGGCAAGGCUUGCGUCGAUCAAAGAGAGUGGCUUCCUCCUGCGCUCUGCAACAGGAGCUGGUAGAUGCUAAAGCCAAACUGGAGCAAUGUCAAAUGGAGUUAAAUACUGCAACAGCAGAACUGCGCAAGUACCAGAAAUUACUGGAGCCACCUCCCUCCGCCAAACCCAUUACUGUGGAUGUAGACAGGAAGCUGGAGGAUGGACAGAAGAAUGUCAGAUUGCUGCGUUCGGAAUUGCAAAAGCUUGGGGAGUCUCUUCAGUCUGCAGAGAGGGCGUGCUGCCACAGUACGAGUGCAGGGAAACUCCGAGAAGCCCUAUGUACAUGUGACGACAUUCUGGCUAAACAGGACCAAACACUGGCAGAACUGCAGAACAACAUGAUGCUGGUAAAACUAGAUCUGCGGAAGAAAGCGGCUUGUAUUGCUGAACAGUACCACACCGUGCACAAGCUCCAGGCUCCUCCACCGUCUGCCUUAAAGAAACGGUUCUGUGCCAACAGGGAAAACCUACAACCGACUCAGCCUCCUGGUAAAAGGCCCUUUCUGCACAACCUGCUGACCCGCUCGGCGGCCCGGCCCGGGGCUGCCAGGGGCUGGCAGCUGCCUUCAGUCGCUCUAUGACUUUCUGCCCCAUCAUUACUGGAAGAGGUGGCAAAUGAAAUAUAAUAGCAUCAUUUUUUUUUCUUUGUGUGCUUGUUUAUUGUCAUUGUAGCUGUUGAGAGCUUAUGUAAACAUUUUUGGAUAUGUAUAGUUAAACUUUUAAUCGAUACCAAAGUGGACAAAACGACCUUUUGUCAUUUAAACACUACAAUGAGGAAAGUCUUGAAAUAGAAAACAAUGCAGAUGAUCCAACUUGUUUAACAGAGGGACAAGUUCUCAUCUUCAACUAUGUUGGCACAAAAUUCAAAAGUAAGUUCGUAAGAUCUUCCUUGGCAGAUGUCUUCCCUUCCUUGAAUUAUAAUCCUUUAUUAAAGUAUACUCGUUCUAGUCUAGGGUGGCUCUUUUGGAUCUUGGCUUGCAAUUCUGGCUCCAAGGAUGUAACAGGCAUAGAACUAAGCAAAAGAAACAGUAAAAUGGUUAUAUAUAACAAGCACUUGAAUGUAAAAGAUGAUGGAUGAUGCAUCUAGUUAAACUUCCUGUAUUGUGAAAAAAGCGUUCAGAUCUUUAACUCCCUGUGAAGGAAUCAUGCUCACAGACCUGGGCAAAUGAAUCUGCUUAAAAGGCAACAAGAUAUUCUAUAGAGUCAAGAAACAGUUGUUGCUGCUACCAUGAGGGUGGAGGAAUCUACUCAGUUGCUUGAGGUUGUUGCUGGCAACAGAAACUCACCUUCCUCAAGGUGUUUUAAUUCAAUAUAAUGUAUUUGCAUAUUUAACUUACUGCCUCAUUUUCCUGACCAAAAGGUUUAUUUUUAUAGGAGUCAUCUCACAGUAAAGUGAACUAAGCUGCCAGGUCACUUAAACAGCUGUGGUUUCUUUAAAUCCAGUUUAAGGUCUAAUCUUCCUGUGCAGAGCCCUGGGUGAAAUCCAGAACUGUCCCACACUUGCUGUGCUUGUUGGUCAAGUCUGCUCCAGGCGGCCUAAUGACACUGAUUUACUGCAAUUCUCUAUUCUGUGCCAGGUGGGGAAAGGGGGGGUGUCAGACUGCUUUGCUGUACUCCAUUAAAGCAGAUGAGAACUGGAUAUUGUUUCCUGAAAGCCAAAAGCUACUUUAGUUGCUUGCUGUUUUAAUGGAUUUGGCUGCGGUUUGCAUUGUUUAAGCUACAUUUGGCAGCUUCUCAAGUUUGCACAACCACUAAUACUAUGGGAGGGACAGCUUAGUUGAAUUUAAGACCCUCUUCAUAUUGCAAAUUGAGCUGAAUUUAUUUAUAGGUAACCCGUCCACAUUUCAUUAUGGUUUCAGCUAUAAUGAACAGUGUUUCUACGACAGUUUUUGGUACUCAGCUAUUUGUAUGUAGACAAGCUCUUUCUGGAAAAAUACUAAUCAAAUUACAACUAAGCACGUAUAGCCAAGUGCUGUUCUGUAUAACCAGAGGAGUUUCCUGCUAAAAAUAAAAUGGACUCUGUAUUUAAUGAAGCCAUAACCUUACCGGACAUGAAUGUAUUGCUUACACCACAUCAGUCUUUUUUGAUGAAUAAUUUCAGUGUUACCAAGCUCAUAGGUCUCUGCUUGCAUGGUUAAACUGCUCACACAAAUACCUUGUUCACUCUAUAUAGCUGCAUCUCAAGCUGCUGGGACUUUGUAAAUAAACUAUUAUAUAUUACUGAUGAGUAACAGAAAUAUUACUUCUCUGAAUAUUCUCAAGUUUAUCACACUUGUCGUAUGGGAAUUGAGACUCUGUGCUCCAGGAGGCAAUGACCUCUUGCUUCUGUGUUUUUGUGGUACCUUGCAUGUAUCUGAGAGUGUAACAUUAAAGAAUAAUGUAAUAACAUAA
Messenger RNA from Columba livia (rock pigeon), 4608 nucleotides. It is a transcript of the gene KIF20A, whose product is annotated as kinesin family member 20A. Gene Ontology annotation, biological process: microtubule-based movement. The transcript is spliced from 19 exons. The record is from RefSeq and is a predicted model, not a curated record. The coding region runs from base 144 to 2798 and encodes 884 amino acids. NCBI's taxonomy places the organism in Eukaryota, Metazoa, Chordata, Aves, Columbiformes, Columbidae. Gene Ontology annotation, cellular component: microtubule; nucleus; kinesin complex. Gene Ontology annotation, molecular function: microtubule motor activity; microtubule binding; ATP binding.